Amaranthus tricolor (Joseph's coat) is the source of this 3473-nucleotide messenger RNA. RefSeq lists its product as uncharacterized. Gene Ontology annotation, biological process: cytoplasmic microtubule organization; mitotic cell cycle; spindle assembly. Gene Ontology annotation, cellular component: equatorial microtubule organizing center; centrosome; gamma-tubulin complex. Lineage: Eukaryota; Viridiplantae; Streptophyta; Magnoliopsida; Caryophyllales; Amaranthaceae. The transcript is spliced from 16 exons. The record is from RefSeq and is a predicted model, not a curated record. Gene Ontology annotation, molecular function: gamma-tubulin binding; microtubule minus-end binding. Bases 187 to 3096 code for a protein of 969 amino acids.
ACUAUACAUCUGUUGCCCCCCGUCUCCUCUCCGGUAGGUAAAAGUAACGCACGAAACUCAAAUUUUUUGAAUUAUUUGACUCAAAUCGCUUCAUAACUCGUUCAAAUUUUGACAUUUGAUGUUUCCCAAUUCCCACCAUUGAGUGUAGUUCAUUUUGCAAUGCUAAUUGAUUAACCACAAGCAUCCAUGGAAGGUGAAACUCCCACUAGUUUAAUUAGUAGGAUUCAUACUUCCUUCACUGAUGGAAUUUAUUUUGCGGCAUCAAUGUCUUCCCUCAAAUCCACUGAAUUUGAACUGGUUCAAGGUAUACUGCAUAUAUUACAGGGUAAUUCUAGCCCGUUCUUCACUUGGGAUGAAAUUGGUUGUCGAUUUUAUGCCAAAAUUGGGAUUUAUGUGACACAUCUUUCUCAAAAGAGCUUACAUGAUGUACUCAAUCACUUUUUAUAUGCUGCUACUUGUUUAAGGCUAGUUGAGUUUGUUGUUGAAAAAAUUGAGAAAGAGGGCAAAUGCUUUCCUACGUUAAGAGCAUUCGGGAGUUCAGUUUCUGCUUGGCUUAAGAGGUCACGAGAUAUUGCUUUGAAGGAAGAAAUAAAGAUUAAUGACUCUAAUCCAAGGGUUGUUCCUACACUAUUAGGGAUGGCAAACACUUUUUCCAGCCUUUGUUCAGGAGCUGAGUUUUUGUUACAAAUAGUCCGUGAAGCAGUCCCAAAGUUCUGGUUUGAUUCCCUGAAUUCUAUCCCUGUGGCUGAAGUGGCUGUUCAUAUUCUUGAUAAUCUUUACAAGAAGCUAAAUGAAAGUUGUCUUGUGCAGGGUGGUGAGGAGGAAGCAUACCGGAUGCUCCUUCAUUUAUUUGUUGGAAGUCUGGUGCCAUAUAUUGAGAUUCUAGAUUCCUGGAUUUUUGAAGGAAUUCUUGAUGAUCCAUAUAAUGAGUUGUUCUUCUAUGAAAAUAAAUCCAUGUCAAUUAAUGACACUGAAUUCUGGGAAAAGAGCUAUCUAUCGAGAACCCUGACGCAUCAAAAGGUUGCAACUGAGAUCUCUGGCAUGGCUGUGAAGCAUCCGGCAUGCCCAUUGUUUAUCAAGGACAUAGCUAAAGAAAUUAUUUCAGCUGGAAAGUCUCUGCAGCUAAUCAGGCAUGUUCCUAUGACUUCGAAUGUGACAUCACCUUCAGGAGGGAGAUAUGGAAACCUGGAUAGUCUUAAAACCUUUAGUGGUUCUACAGAGCUUUCUGAAGUACGUCGAAGGUACAGUGCACCAGGAUUGACAUUGGUAGAGGUUUUUUUUGUGUCUGUGGCAGGUAUUAUAGGCCAUGGGGAUCAUGUGUAUAAUUAUUUUUUGCAAGAUAAGUUACCCUCUAUGAUUCCUUGUGUAUUGCGAUGUGAAGUGGAGAGGCAAAAACUUAGAGCAAGAGAUGAUACAAGUUCUGCUACGACAUGUGCGAGGAAAAUUUGGGUGGAGUGUUUGGACAAUGCAUUACAGGAACGAGAAGCAUCUCGUCAAGUGGAAACCUCAUUGUCUCAUGGUAAAGGAGAUGUAAACACCAGUCUUAUAAAUGAACAGCUACUUGUGAAAUCUUUCUGUCCUGAAAAUCCUGUUAUUACAAUUUGUCAAAACUUACUGAACAACAACAAAGAUGCACUGAGAAUCUUGUCUUUGUCGAGCGGUGCCAACCUUCCCCCACUAAAUGAUGAGGAUUUACGGGAGGCAAUUUAUAAUAUUGGGAGUAGAGGAGCUUCGUCAACCACACAAACCAAUUUUGCUUUUGGUUUUCAAUUUAGUGAAUCACAAUAUCUUCGUUCGAUAGAAGAAACAAGACUCAUGGAAAGCAUGUUCCCCUUUCCAACAGUUCUCCCAUCAUAUCAGGACAACAUUCAGAUGUCAGAACUAUUUCCUCUUCAGAAAAAUAGUACUUUGUCCUCCAAAAUUCUCCACUGGAUUCAAUAUGCUGAGCCAAAGGGCUGUCCACUGCCUUUGGUUAUCCUGCAAGAAUGUCUCACAGUCUACAUUAAGAAGCAGGUGGAUAUCAUUGGAAGUCACAUGCUGUCCAAAUUACUCCAGGAUUGGAGACUGAUGGAUGAGCUGGAAGUUCUGCGUGCUAUCUACUUGCUUGGUUCAGGGGAUCUACUUCAGCACUUCUUGAUAGUAAUUUUUAAUAAGCUGGAUAAAGGAGAGUCGUGGGAUGAUGAAUUUGAGUUGAACAUGAUACUGCAGGAGUCAAUCAGAAAUUCUUCAGAUGCCAUGCUAUUGGCUGCUCCAGAUUCGUUGGUUGUCUCCAUCACUAAACCCCAUGGUCUUGAUGGCAGUGAUCAGCAGAAUACUUCUGUUGCUCCUACUUCUCGUAAAGUACAUGAGUAUAGCAUGGGUGUUAAUGGUCUUGAUGUACUUAACUUCACCUACAAGGUUUCUUGGCCGCUUGAACUUAUUGCCAACACAGAGGCAAUUAGAAAAUAUAACCAGGUUAUGCAUUUUUUGUUGAAAGUCAAGCGUGCAAAGUUUGUACUGGACAAAGUUCGCAGAUGGAUCUGGAAGAAAAAGGGGGUGGUAACAGUCAACUGCAAGCGCCAUUGGUUAGUAGAGCAGAAGCUUUUACAUUUUGUAGAUGCUUUUCACCAAUAUGUGAUGGAUAGAGUCUAUCAUAGUGCAUGGCGUGAGAUGUGCCAAGGUAUUGCUGCAGCACGUUCUUUAGAUGAAGUAAUUGAAGUCCAUGAGGCCUACUUGCUAUCAAUUCAAAGGCAAUGCUUUGUUGUUCCUGAUAAGCUGGGGGCGCUGAUAGCCAGCAGGAUAAACACUAUCCUUGGAUUGGCUUUGGACUUCUACUCAAUACAGCAGAUGCUUAAUAGUGGUGGGGCAGUUUCUGCCAUUAAGGCUAAAUAUCAGAUGGAAGUUGAUCGUGUUGAGAAGCAGUUCGAUGAUUGCAUUGCGUUUCUCCUGAGAGUACUAUCCUUUAAGCUGAAUGUGGGACACUUUCCUCAUUUGGCAAAUUUAGUGACAAGAAUCAAUUAUAACUACUACUACAUGUCUGAUAAUGGUAACAUGAUGACAGCUCCUGGAUCUGAAUCAGUUAAAUCUGGAAAAACCAUUCCUGGCAGACCUGGAUAAUUCGAUAGCUUCAUUUUCUAUGUAUCAGAAAAACAGAUAUAUUCCGUAGUAUUAUCGCAUUUAAAGGAUCUUCUGCAAGUCAAAGAGAUCGACGCUGUGCAAUGUCCCUACCUUAGGUCACACGAUUGCCAUAAAUUCUUUUCCUGAUGCUGAAUUCUUUUUAUGAGCUCGUUAAAUGAAGCAGACAGCCUUCGGCGCUUGAAAGUUUUGUACUGUUGCAGGUUGUUUUUUUUAACCUAUAUUGGUGUAACUUUAUGUAAUCUUUUCAUUGUCUUAGUGAACUGAAGUGGUUGUGUAAUUUUAUUAAGCAGACAGAUUUCACAGAAAGGUUUUGGCUAGUUUUUGCUUGUAUAUAUGAUGCCUGUGUUCUAUACUUC